This is a messenger RNA of Sceloporus undulatus (fence lizard), 2881 nucleotides long. RefSeq names its product zinc finger protein 883-like. Gene Ontology annotation, biological process: regulation of transcription by RNA polymerase II. Gene Ontology annotation, molecular function: DNA-binding transcription factor activity, RNA polymerase II-specific; RNA polymerase II transcription regulatory region sequence-specific DNA binding. NCBI's taxonomy places the organism in Eukaryota, Metazoa, Chordata, Lepidosauria, Squamata, Phrynosomatidae. The record is from RefSeq and is a predicted model, not a curated record. Gene Ontology annotation, cellular component: nucleus. The transcript is spliced from 3 exons. Bases 39 to 1847 code for a protein of 602 amino acids.
UUGUUCAAAGGAUUUUUCCAUGACGCACUGGAAUAUGGAUGCAGUCACUGCCAGAUCAGGAUCUGGUGACCUUUCAGGAAGUUGCUGUGUAUUUCACAAAGGAAGAGUGGGCUCUUCUGGAUCCUGGCCAGAAAGAUCUGCACAGAGAAAUCAUGGCGGAGACUUGUGAGAUUGUGGCCUCUCUCGGAACUGUGAAAACGAGUACGACAAAGGAAGAGCUGCAGAAAAGAAGAACCAAAGCAAAAGAAAAGUGGAGGAAGAAAUUGGGUUUUUCUCAAGAUGGAGACUCCCUUAAACUCCCACUGCUUGAAGAGUGUUUCACAGGAAAGGAAAAUGAAAUAUUCUUUCCCUGGGCAAAAACCUUAACUAGGGUUUCAAGUGCUGGAGUACUAACAGGGGUGUAUGGAGUAAAGGAAUCAGUUAAACACUCAGAGUAUGGAAAACCAUUCAAGUGGAAGGUACAUGCUAUUGUGCAUCAAAGAGCCUGUAGAGGAGGAAAAUAUGUUGCACAUUCAGUGUGUAAAAAGAACUUCAGUGGGUGCAAAAGUCUGACUAAAAAUCAAAUAGUCCAUGUAGCAAACAGAGUUUACAAAUGCUCAGAUUGUGGAAAGAGUUUCAAAUGGAGUUUCAACCUUCUUGUCCAUAAAAGACUUCACAGAGAAGAGAAACCAUACAGAUGCUCGGAGUGUGGAAAGACCUUCAAACACAGCAGUACCCUUAUUGAGCAUGUAAGAACACACACAGGAGAGAGACCAUACAAUUGCUCAGUGUGUGGAAACAGCUACAAAUAUGCUAAUGGGCUUAGUAAACAUCAAAGAAUCCACAGAGGAGAGAAACCAUUUAAAUGCUUGGAAUGUGGGAAAGACUUCACAGAAAAAAGUAGCCUUAUUCACCACCAAAGAAUCCACACUGGAGAGCGACCUUAUAAAUGUUCAAUAUGUGGAAUGAGUUUCGGGCACAGCAAUGUUCUUGUUAACCAUCAAAGAAUCCAUACAGGAGAAAAACCAUAUAAAUGUUCAGAGUGUGGAAAGAAUUUCCGACAGAGAGGUGUUCUUGCUAAACAUCAAAGAAUCCAUACAGGAGAGAAACCAUAUAAAUGUUCAGAAUGUGGAAAGAGCUUUGGCGACAGUGGUAUUCUUGCUAAACAUCAGAGAAUUCACACAGGAGAGAAACCAUAUAAAUGUUCAGAAUGUGGGAAAAGCUUCAGACAAAAAGCUAGUCUGCUAUACCAUCAAAAUAACCAUACAGGAAAGAGACCAUACAAAUGUACAGAGUGCGGAAAGAGCUUCAAAGAGAACCGGGCCCUUACUAAACAUCAAAAAAUUCACACAGGAGAGAGACCAUACAAAUGCUCAGAAUGUGGCAAAAGCUUCACAGAAAAAGCAGGACUUGUCUGCCAUCAAAACACCCAUACAGGAGAGAGACCAUACAAAUGCUUAGAGUGUGGAAAGAGCUUCAGACGCAACAGUAAUCUUUUUGAGCAUAGAAAGACCCACACAGGUGAACGACCCUACAAAUGUUCAGAGUGUGGAAAGAGCCUGAGAAACUGGAGUGGACUUACUAAACAUCAAAGAACCCACACAGGGGAGAAACCAUAUAAAUGUUCAGAGUGUGGGAAAAACUUCACACAGAAAGGUGGUCUUACUAGCCAUCAAAGAAUCCACACAGGAGAGAGACCUUAUAAAUGUUCAGAGUGUGGAAAGUGUUUCAUGUACAGCAAUGUUCUUGCUAGCCAUCAAAGAACCCACACAGGAGAGAGACCUUAUAAAUGCUCAGGAUGUGAAAAGACAUUUACAGAAAGAAGUGGCCUUCACAAACAUCAAAAAGUCCACAUAGGAGAGAAAUAGUAUGAUUGCUCAGAGUAUAGGAGGACCACACAGAACUGGACUUCAUUCUCACUUUAAAAAAGAUAACUCUGUUGAAAACAACUUUAAAUACUCCCAAGUUGAGUCAAAACUUAAGUCUUAGGUGCAGUCUUUCUGUGUACCACAUAAUCUACACUUUCUUGAGAUCAGGCUUCUCCCUAUACUCUGGCAUGGAGGAAAGAAAGAAAAUGUAGAAAGGAUGUGUUAGAAAUAAAUUUCCACAAAAACAGAUACAAACUGUUGUUAUUCCUUAUAGCCUUCCAAUAAGGAUGAUGUUCAUGGGUCCCCAUGUAUACCUUGGAAAGACUUGAAAAUAUUGAAUUACAAUGAAAUUAAUAUCUUUGCUGUAUGCUGUGUAUUCUGUAUGCCGUGACAUGUCAGUUGCCAGUCUAGAACUGAAUGUUUAGUGUGAUAAGUGGCAGAGGGGAGAAGAAUAAAUGAGUAAAAAGGUAAACCUGGGCAUCACUGGAGUUCAAAACAGCCUGUACCUUUCUUCUGAAGUGUAGGUCUUCACUUUUGGUUAGAUUGGUGUGAUUAUUUUCUCUUUAUAUGUGCAAAACUGGUGUACUGCUGGCAGGAUAGAGCAAUCUCUAAAACGUACAAAGAAAGACAACCAAAUACAUAUUCAGAGUGUGAAAAUUAUUUCUGAGGAGUGACCUUACUACACAUCAACGAAUACUCACAGGAUAAAGAGAAAAGUUUCGGAAGACACUUCAGCAUAGCAAUGGUUUGAUAACCAUCAAAUUAUCUGGAAAGAAACCAUAAAUAAAUUCUUGGAGUGUGGAAAGAGCUUCAUUUCCAGCCAAAGCCUAACAUCGCACCACUAAACACACAAACCAUAUAAUUGUUAUGAGCAUGGAAAUAAAUUUUGUACUAGUCAUAACCAUGUUUUAAACAUAGUUUAAUAUACAAAUUACAAAUACAGGAUGGGCAUCUGCUUGGAUAUCAGAAUGUAGGAGAGGAACAAAUUAUAUAGGCUAACAAUCUUGUAAGAUGUUUUAAAAAUAAACUAGCAU